Molecule: messenger RNA, 4432 nt
Organism: Rana temporaria (common frog)
Lineage: Eukaryota; Metazoa; Chordata; Amphibia; Anura; Ranidae
Exons: 4
Coding region: 74-4432 (1452 amino acids)
Source: RefSeq, a predicted model, not a curated record
AGAAACUCUCUUUCUUCGGAAUCGGUGAGCUUCCCUUCCAAACCUGGAGGGGCCACCUGCCAAACCCUCGGGCAUGAAAAGGUUUGAGCGCAGGGCCCUGAAGGACCUCAGCAAUAAGCGGGCGCUGAGCUCCGGUGCCUCGGCUCCAUGGAAAGGAAAGAUGAGCGACUCCGGCGGAGAAAGCCCCUCGAUACAAAAAGCUCCGAAGGUCGGCGUCCACAUCGAGGAGGACCUUCGCCCGCCAAGCGACGCCCAAGCCAUGACCAGCAGACUGCAGUAUUCUCCAAAACCUUCUUCCAGGGUGAAGGUGUCCUUCUUCUCAGAUCCAUCAUCGGGAAGUGACGGCGAGGGGCCGGAAUCUGCCGGCGUCGUCUCCAACGCCACCAACAAAUAUUUCAGCACUCCGAUAAACACUAAAGGAAAGGCCAAGAAGAAACUCUCUCCGGUGAUGGAAAUGGAUAUGGAGUCCAAUGCCGUGAAAGGCCAAGCCUGUCCGAUGGAAGUAGCGCAAGGUUGUGACGCCGUGUUGGGUCAAAGUCCACCGAGGUCUCCUCUGUAUAGAAGUUCUUUUGCCGUGGAGUGCCAGAGAAUAGCAAAGCAGAUUAUGGGCUCAGAAAAGGAGGGUCGGAAGAGUCCCGGCAAGAGGAAAGCUGAGGAGCUGGACGUGUCCGCCAUCGAUGCCGAGCCUCCUCCCUAUGACAGCACGCCCUUUAAGUCCAUGCUGGCUUGGGAGGUUUCCGAAAUGAUUUCGUCGGUGGAGAACAGCCCUGUGAACGAUGGCACCUCGCUGUUUGGGGAGAGCCUGUUGGAUUUGGAAAGGACGGACAUGCAGCUUCAGGAAUUCAGCUUUUCUGAUUUUGGUAAUAAAAACGGCAAAGGACAACCGGCGAAUGACUCGCUUCUGGAAGGGAUUUCAGCUUUUUCUCCCGAAAAAGAUGGAGAAUGUUGUAUAAAAAGGCAGAAAUUGUCUCCACCAUCUUCUAAGGCCGAUGAGCUUCCCUGUGAAUCUAUAAAGGCCUCCAAGUCGGCUUCUGGGACCAUGAAUACCUCUCUAAUGGAGGAGCUUGUUGGGUCCAACCUAACCAGCAAUCUGGAAUAUGAUGGGGCUGAUGCUUCACAUGAGGGUAUCGCACUCCCGUGUGUCGGCACUACCCAGGAUAUCUGCAAGAUGGCAAAGGCCACACAUAAGAUCGAAUCGGCUCCUCGGGAGUUCCAGAUGUUGAACACAACGGAAGUGAUGGAAUCUCCCGGAACGGUCUGUGAUCUCACUCAAGAAAUUGCUUUGGUGACUAAAGACAAUGGCAGAGUACAUGCCGACCUUGAGAUAAAAGCCGCGUCGCAGACUUCCACCAACCGGACGCAGCACACCCUGUCUUUUCUUGGUGAGAUCGAUGAAGCAGUCAGCAACUCUUGGGUGUUGGAGGAAGAGCCACCAUCGUCUGUGGCUGGAGUGGAGAGCAUGGUGGCUUCCCUGAAUGAGGGGGAUUCUCUUGCCAAUAUUACCCAGGGGGUGGUGCCGCAGACUGUCAAUAUUACUCAGGAGAUGGGAUCAAGCCAUGAAGGUUGUGUCACCUAUAUCACUCAGGAGCUUGUGUCCAGCCAAGAAGGUUGUGUCACGAAUAUUGCUCAGGAGAUUGUAUCUAAACAAGAAACUUUUAUCAAUACCACUCAGGAGAUGGUGUCAAACCUAGAAGGUUGUAUCCCCAAUACCACCCAGGAGAUGGUAUCAAACCAAGGAGUUUGUGUUGCCAAUACCACUCGUGAGAUUGUCUCAAACCAAGAUACUUAUGUCCCCGAUACGACUCAGAAGAUGGUAUCUAACCCUAAUGUUUUCAUCCCAAAUACCUCUCCGGAGCUUGUAUCAAACAAAGAAGGUUGUGUCACCGUUGCCACUCAAGAAAUGGUAUCAAACCAUGAAGGUUGUAUCCCCAAUUCCACUCAGAAUUUGGUAUUGAACCAUGAAGGUUGUGUCACCAAUACUACCGAAGAUAUGGUAUCAAACCAUGAAGGUUGUGUCAUCAAUACUACCCAAGAUAUGGUAUCGAGCCAUGAAGGUUGUGUCACUGUUGCCACCCAAGAUAUGGUUUCAAACCAUGAAGGUUGUAUCCCCAAUUCCACUCCAAAUUUGGUAUUGAACCAUGAAGGUUGUGUCACCAAUACUACCGAAGAUAUGGUAUCAAACCAUGAAGGUUGUAUCUCCAAUUCCACUCGGGAAAUGGUAUUGAACCAUGAAGGUUGUGUCAUCAAUACUACCCAAGAUAUAGUAUUGAGCCAUGAAGGUUGUGUCACUGUUGCCACCCAAGAUAUGGUAUCAAACCAUGAAGGUUGUAUCCCCAAUUCCACUCAGAAUUUGGUAUUGAACCAUGAAGGUUGUGUCACCAAUACUACCAAAGAUAUGGUAUCAAACCAUGAAGAUUGUGUCACCAAUACUACCAAAGAUAUGGUAUCAAACCAUGAAGGUUGUAUCUCCAAUUCCACUCGGGAAAUGGUAUUGAACCAGGAAGGUUGUGUCAUCAAUACUACCCAAGAUAUGGUAUCAAGCCAUGAAGGUUGUGUCACUGUUGCCACCCAAGAUAUGGUUUUAAACCAUGAAGGUUGUAUCUCCAAUUCCACUCAGAAUUUGGUAUCAAACCAUGAAGGUUGUGUCACCAAUACCCAAAAGAUGGUCUCAAACCAUGAAGGUUGUAUCUACAAUUCCACUCAGCAUUUGGUAUUCACCCAAGAAAGUUGUGUCGCCAAUACGAACGUGAAACCAGAGCCUUCUCCAAUUAGCGCAGGUGAGAUUCUAUCCGUUCAUGAGUCCAGCAGGUCUGUGAACACCACACAAGCUAUCAGGCCAGCUCCUAAUGAUUCUGCAAAUGGAACGCACAAUAUUGUUAUGACGCAGGAUGAGGGAAAAGGCAAAGAAACUGGCAGCGCCACAGUAUAUGGAACAUCGGCUAAAGCCACUGCAGAUUCCAGCAAUCUGGCACGUAGGAUGGAAGUCUGUGAUGGUGCCACAGAAGACGUUGGCUUUUCACAGGGUGGCCAUGUUGCCCAAAAUCACAUUUUUGACAUUGAGUCCAAAGCCUCAUCACAGGGUAUGCCAGGUAUAGUGCUAAAGGACGUAUCUGGUAUAAGUGGAGUAUUCUCUACGAUGGGUAAUGGUGCUAGGAGUGCCAUGAACUCGGCAGAAGGGUUUAAAGACGACAACAACAACAUCACGUCUCCAAAAGUUUCCCCAACAUCUGUGCCAACCUGUGAUCUCAAUGAGGGCAGAAACUUUCCAGGGUCUUCAAAGGCCUCAAGGAAUAUUUUUGGUCCUUCUGAGGACAUAAUUAUCACUAAUAAAUCCGAUACUAUCCAUAUCCGUCAUGGAGAGGACCAUAUAGCUGUAUCUGAUGUGACCCAUGCAAGUCCGGAAAAUGAAGUAAUGAUCACCAAUAAAGCUGAAGACCUCAUUGGCACUCAUGCAGAAGACCAGAUGCCUGUAUCUGAUGGAACCCAUGCUGAUCGUGGCACAUUAGUCGGCACGGCCACUCAAAGUAGACCAGAUGACCAAGAAAAUUCAGGAAAUAAUGAAGGAAGUGACAAUCACUUUAUGAAGGAAGUGCCUCCCUCCAAGGGUCGGUUUUUGGCCUCUGAGUCCUUCAGCAUGAUUCAGGAGGAGGAGAACGUCCAGGACGUCAGCGUCUUCUCAGUGGGGUCUCUGUCUUUUGUCACCUCUACCCCCGUCCCGGGGUAUAACAAUUUCCUCUUUCAGAAAGCUGAACCGCAAAAUCCGACUGCGCCCCUGGGCUGUGUGAUGGCGCCUCCACACAAGGAUCCAACAGUAGACUGUGCGAGCGCGCAGUCUAAACUGAUGGUGCCCAGGAAUGAAGGUCACAAGCCACAGAACAAAGGGGUACAAGGAACUGCGCCAUACUCCCAAACUACUGGUAUACCCGCUGCACGCCGGGCCCUAUCUCUGUGCCAAAAUCCCACAGGACAAACGAAGGAGCCAAUGACUUCCAAAAUUCCUCCAAGGGGUAUUCCUGUAAGGGGAAGUAUUAGACCUCCACUGGCCCGGUCAGGCUUGCCAAGACCUAAUGGGGGCAACACAAAGCAGAACAUGGAGGAGAAAUCGGGGAUCACGGCACCGAGCAAGCUUGUCGGGAGCGGCCUCAAGACUCUGAAAGGUGCUGCGGCAAAGCCGCGGUCUGGCGCUCUGCAAUCCAAGCCCCCCGGCGCUCCAACCCACCCCCCCUCACAGCUUUGCACCCCGAGCAGCAGAGUGUCGGCGACGCAGAAUGUCACCACCUUUGUACAAGAUCUGACUUCUGACAUAUCCACAGCGCCAUCUACUGGAAUCAAAUCUUUCCUCACCAAGCCGGGAAGUUCCGCUCUACAGCCGCCACUCAACCCGAGCUCCCGGAAAACCUUAUUAAAGCCACAAUCCAGCGUCUCAGAGUAA